Trichosurus vulpecula (common brushtail) is the source of this 1177-nucleotide messenger RNA. RefSeq names its product LSM10, U7 small nuclear RNA associated (gene LSM10). The transcript is spliced from 2 exons. Bases 298 to 669 code for a protein of 123 amino acids. The record is from RefSeq and is a predicted model, not a curated record. NCBI's taxonomy places the organism in Eukaryota, Metazoa, Chordata, Mammalia, Diprotodontia, Phalangeridae. Gene Ontology annotation, biological process: mRNA 3'-end processing by stem-loop binding and cleavage. Gene Ontology annotation, cellular component: nuclear body; cytoplasmic U snRNP body. Gene Ontology annotation, molecular function: histone pre-mRNA DCP binding; U7 snRNA binding.
AGCAGCACCUUCGGGGCUUGGCAGCUUGAGCUCACACCUCUGCCACUCUGGCCACGGCCCUUCCUCCCUGAGCCUCGGGUGGUCUCUAGUGAUCGAGGCUUAGCUCGGCUUGGUACCUGGAGGGAGAAGAAGGACGGAAAUCGCUCAGGCUCUGGAGCUGGAGUCCUUCCUGCCACACUGACUGUCUGUGUGACCUUGGACAAGUCACUCUGCCUCCUUGGACCUCAUUUUCCACAUCUCUGAAAUAAAGCAUUGGACAAGCAAAGUUUUGAAGUAUCCCCACCUCUUCACUGCCAGAUGGAGGUCAGCCACUCAGUAAAAGAGCGGACUAUUGCUGAGAAUAGCCUGGUCAUCCUGCUGCAGGGUCUCCGGGGUCUGGUGACCACAGUGGACCUUCGGGAUGAGACUGUGGCCCGUGGCCGAGUGGACAACGUGGAUGCCUUCAUGAACAUCCGCCUGGCUGAAGUCACCUACACGGACCGGCAGGGCCAGCAGGUCCAACUUGAUGACCUCUUUGUGACCGGUCGCAAUGUCCGCUAUGUCCACAUUCCCGAUGAUGUAGAUAUCACUGCCACCAUCGAGCAGCAACUUCAGGCCAUCCAUCGGGUGCGAAACUUUGGCAGUGAGGGUAAGGGCCGAAGGGAAUUUCCUACCAGGAAGUACAAGUGAAAGACAUUCCCCCUUCACCCUUGGCCUUACAGCUUUAGAUGGAGGCUGCUACCCUACUUUCUGAUAAGACAGUUCUCCCCAAUCAGGACACAGACCACAAGCAGAAGGACAAGCUCAUUCCAAAGCCACAUUUGCCUUUUACAAACCCAGGAUUUGAUCUGGGUACCCAAAAUCUGAUAUGUCUGUAAUCUUGGAUUUAUUGAAGACCAUCCCCCAUGCUUCCUGGCCAUUGGGGCUUGGCUAACUGACCACUCAGACCUGUGGAGCUCCCAGAUUCUGUAUUAAAGGGUUAACUUCAGCCAUUUUUCAUACUUUUCUAAAAUUCAUUGAUGACCUUUGCUGCUAAAUGUUCUGGCCUAAGAGUAUUUUGUCAAUCCUCUCCACUCAAUUGUUUACCUCUAAAACCAAAAUUAAAUGCAAACAUGAGUCCUAGGCCUUCCCAGACCCCCAGGCCUCUACUUGUCCAUCCAUGUUGUGCAGAAUUAAAGCAACCCAGUAGGGAAACAAA